CGGCGAAAGAACGAAUAGCUCAACCGCCCUUCGCCUCCUUUUGUUGAACUGCCGCUCCUUGCGAAUCAUGGCGCCAUCGCUGUGGAAAGGGCUUGUCGGCGUCGGCCUCUUUGCCCUAGCCCACGCUGCCUUUUCAGCUGCUCAGCAUCGUUCUUAUAUGCGACUAACAGAAAAGGAAGAUGAAUCACUACCGAUAGAUAUAGUUCUUCAGACACUUCUGGCCUUUGCAGUUACCUGUUAUGGCAUAGUUCAUAUCGCAGGGGAGUUCAAAGACAUGGAUGCCACUUCAGAAUUAAAGAAUAAGACAUGUGAUACUUUAAGGAAUCAUCCAUCUUUUUAUGUGUUUAAUCAUCGUGGCCGAGUGCUAUUCCGGCCUUUGGAUGCAACAAAUUCAUCAAACCUCGAUGCAUUGUCCUCUAACACAUCAUUGAAGUUAAGAAAGUUUGACUCACUGCACCAUUAAGCUUUUUACAAAUUAAAUAACAGGACAGACACAGAAUUGAGUAUUGGAGUUUGGGGUGUAAAACUUCCCCCAACAUCAGUAUUUAUAUUGCUAUUUCAGAGCUAAUAAAAAUAAUCUGUGGCCCUUGUUUGUACAUUGUUGAAAUCAAAUGGUGUAUAAGUUAUCUGUGAAAUGAGUCUUUGAGGUUUCGUAUAGCGGUUUUUUGUUCAUUUAAUACAAUUCCCAUGUUUUGUAAAAGUCACUGUUUCGAGCACAUUUCCCAGAAAAAUGUUGGGAUUUUUGUGAUUA
Phodopus roborovskii (desert hamster) is the source of this 751-nucleotide messenger RNA. RefSeq names its product ER membrane protein complex subunit 5-like. Lineage: Eukaryota; Metazoa; Chordata; Mammalia; Rodentia; Cricetidae. The record is from RefSeq and is a predicted model, not a curated record. Gene Ontology annotation, cellular component: early endosome; plasma membrane; Golgi apparatus. The transcript has a single exon. Bases 68 to 463 code for a protein of 131 amino acids.